UGUACAUUUGUGCAUCUGACAGGACGAGAUAGGUAACAUGUUCUAUGCAAACUGCUAUUGUUUGAUCACAUGUUGAUCUGCCUUUGGCUCAAGGGAACCCGAGAAUGGUUAUCGCAAACAAUGAUGAGGUCCUGAACCUGACACAGAGGAAAGCAAGGAGCGGCUGCUUGCUUUGCUCCCCCAAAAAGAAAACAUUGGGAAAGCCCUCCAAAAUGGAGUCGAAAGAUGUUAAAACCCGUGCAGUUCAUGGCAAGUCAUGGGAAAGAGGCAAUUUGAUGCUGUUUGCAACAGCAUUGUUGAGGACUGACUUGGCCUCAUGGUUGUGCUUGUCGAUUGAAUUAUGCACUCAGAUGUUUGUGGCCUUGUUUGGAUUGUACCAUUUCAAAUUGAAUCAAGACCAUUCCAUCGCGUUGGCAUUCGUUUUCUGGCAUUUGGCAUUCACUUGUCAGGCUGUUUGGCACAAGCCUUCAGUAGUCAACGCCAUGGCUUCGUGCGUUUCGUCCUUUCGUAGUUUGAUUCGAUCUUCCGAGUUCACAGCUGUCAGAGCGGCCCGCCCCUUGUGGGAUCAUGGCGAGGCCCUCACUGCGUCCAGCCUCGAGGUCAGAAAAGCCCCUUGCGAUUUGAGCAGCCUUGAUAAGGCUCCUCCUGCCUUCAAAAGACAGAGGCAAAUGAGUUGCAUCGACUACGAGGCUUACAAGAUGACAGAGAUAGAUGAAAUCGCAUGUCCGUGGGAUGAGGAAUCUAGGCCAAUCCGAGCAAAGGAUCCUGAAGAUUGCUUUAAGAAGGCACGCGAGCACAAAGUAUUUUUCAAGGACGUCCGUUACUACUUCUUCCAAUACGAGCCUGAUGAUGAUGAGAACCCCGUCACAUGCUUUGUGGAGUCUCCAUCCUUUCCUUGUGAGGAGGACAUCUUCGAGGAAAUGCAAGACAUAGAGGAGGGAAUCCUCAAGGCCAUAGACUUGUCAGCAGUCUGGUUCUGGAAGAAAGUGACUUGAGGCUGCGGGUAGAGAGUGUCACUUGUGUGUCACCUGAAUUGGCAGAGCCAUGUCAAAAGUGGGCGUGUCCUCUUUUUCACAUGUAAAGAGGACGUGUCGAUGCUUCACUGCCUGUACUCUUUUUCACCCAUUUCUGGACGUGUCGUGCUUGCUUUCGUGUGCAUGCAGGAGACUGCAGCCCUGGCGAUGCAGCCCACCUGUGCAGGCCAGCAGCUGCUGCUAGAUUGCAUUUGGCAGUCAACAUGGG
Molecule: messenger RNA, 1242 nt
Organism: Durusdinium trenchii
Lineage: Eukaryota; Dinophyceae; Suessiales; Symbiodiniaceae
Source: the annotation of a GenBank genome assembly